AUGUCCAACUACGCCGCGCCGAACCAGCAGCGCCAUCUGCGCGCCUGCAUGGUCUGCUCCAUCGUCCUCCUGCACUCCAAAUUCCUCCAAAACGGCUGCCCAAACUGCGACUCCUUCCUCGAGCUCGCCGGCAGCGCCGAGAACGUCGCCGAGUGCACCUCCCAAGUCUACGAGGGGCUCAUCAUGAUGGCGCAGCCGCAAGACAGCUGGGUCGCCAAAUGGCAGCGUGUUGUGAACUAUGUGCCGGGCGUGUAUGCCACCAAAGUUGUGGGGCAGCUGCCGGAGUAUGCGAUCGUGGGGGCGGAGAAUGCGGGGGUGAAGUAUAUUCCGUAA
Molecule: messenger RNA, 333 nt
Organism: Coniosporium apollinis CBS 100218
Lineage: Eukaryota; Fungi; Ascomycota; Dothideomycetes
Exons: 2
Coding region: 1-333 (110 amino acids)
Biological process (GO): mRNA processing; positive regulation of DNA-templated transcription, elongation; regulation of transcription elongation by RNA polymerase II
Cellular component (GO): nucleus; DSIF complex
Molecular function (GO): zinc ion binding; RNA polymerase II complex binding
Source: RefSeq, a predicted model, not a curated record